Messenger RNA from Triticum urartu, 2093 nucleotides. RefSeq names its product Transducin/WD40 repeat-like superfamily protein. The record is from RefSeq and is a predicted model, not a curated record. NCBI's taxonomy places the organism in Eukaryota, Viridiplantae, Streptophyta, Magnoliopsida, Poales, Poaceae. Gene Ontology annotation, molecular function: protein binding.
CGGCCGCCAAUCGGAAAUGGCGCAGAGAGAAAGCCCGCGGUUUCUUUUCGCGGCCACACCCUGCUGUUACAUUUUGGCGGGGAAAAUCUGUCGAACUCGAACCCUAACCAGGCGGCGCCAUGAACAAGUUCCUCGUCGCGGCGCCGCCUUCCGCCGACGAGGGCCCCGAAGCGCCACGACCACCGCCUCGGAGGUGGCACCGGUGGAGCCGUAUCGCCGUGGAGCUGGACGGCCACAUCGACGCCAGGUUUCGACAUCGGGAAUCCCGCCGUCUCCUCGAUUCCCUUGCAGAGAUUAGGACCUUCGAACACAAGUACUACACGCAUGGCGAGGAACGGUGCCCGACACAUGUGAAUCGCAUGAUUAAUGCUUCAACAUUUGCUGGGUGUUACCAUUCAGCUAGGGAGGGGGUUUCGGCAAUGGAAUUCGAUAAAAAGGGAAUAUACCUCGCAUCAGUGACAAACUCAGGAUGUUUAACAGUGCAUGACUUUGAGACCUUAUACUGCUCCUUGUAUGGCCCAUCAUGUAGUUUACCAGAUGACUCAUCAAACUAUGUGCUCCAUAUAUCAAACUCAAUGCCUCUAUGUGCUGUCCGAUGGAAUCCAGGAAAUCAAGACGAGAUUGUUUGCUCAUCUAGCCAAACUGACAAAGUUUUACUGUUUGACAUUGGGUACAUCUCAUCUGCUCCGACUGAAGUUUUACAGAAAGGGAAGACCAAAUUUCAUGGUCUCUGCUCGGAAUCCCGGAAGGGUUUGACUGAUGUAGCUUUUACUCCAGACGAUAAGUCACGGCUAUUUGCUUCUGGACUUGAUGGUGCAGUCUACAUGUGGGACAGGCGGCUAAGUAAGACACACUGUGUUGAGCUUACAGCACUCCCAGAAUCUCAGUUUACCAGUGUCAAGCUAAAUAUGGAUAAUCGGACAGUGUUUGGUGCAACUAGAAAUGGGACCAUUCAUGUUUGGGAUACACGUGGAGGGAGGGCAUCAGCUGCUUUUCAAAGCCAUAAUGAGGUUCAACCUUUGUCAUCAGUGAAGAUAUCAAGGUUGUUGGGAAAAAUUGCAUCGCUGAAGGAACAAUCAAACAUUGUUUCAGGUGAAAUUCUGUCGAUAGACUUUAACCCUAGUUGCUCAUAUCAGUUAGCCUUCCAUCUUGAUGAUGGGUGGUCUGGAGUCCUGAAUGUCAACACUUUCAGUGUUAGUCAUCUGCACUGCCCUCCUCCUGCUUGGUUGGAGGGUGUGGACUCUGUGUUGCAUAAGCGGAAAGCCACCUGGCUGUCGACAUCUUCAAUUUAUGCAGUCGGAUCUUCCUCCAAUAAUGGAAUAUAUGCACUGGAUUUUCAUCCAGAUACAAGCUCUGCAUGCCAUGUGGACUACAAUGAGGAAACAAAAGGCUCUGAGGAAAAUCAACCUGCAGAAAACAAGUUUAUUCCCUUAUCCGAAAGGGUGCUUUCCUGUGCAGCCCAUCCACUCAGUCAUGACAUAAUUUGUGGUACCGAGAUUUACAAACAAAAUUGGAGUCAGGUGGCAAAAAUAUAACUAGUCACUAUUGUCUUCAGUUCUCGUCGUUGCUCAUGGUAUCGCAAAAGUAUGAGACCGUCAGAGAUCCAGAGUAGGGCCUGAGCACAUCAGGAGCUUCCUCCAAGCACAAGCAAUAUCCUUGAUCGAUUGCGGCAUUAUCUCAUGGACGCCCUGCACAUAAGAAGGAUGUGUGCAGCAUGGGACUUUGUUGAAUUUGGCUGGCAGGUCGCUUUAGCUGGGGAAGUUGUGUAGUUGGUCACAAGAUUCAGCUUGCGGCCAGAAGACCAAUGGACAUGGUCGUUGCACUUGAUCUUUCAAGUGUUGGCCUUCAAGGCAUGCUUAUGGGGGCGAGGAGGAUUGUUCACUUGUAAUUACUGUUUCAUCUUUAGCCGUCCGAUCCGAUGGUUUUUAGAAAGUGCUGUCAUCUGUAUAUGCCGUGCUCUGUACAUGAACUGUUUGGAAUCAGUUUGAUUUGUGUUGUGUAGAUGAACCCUCUUGAUUCGUCGUGAUUAAGAUGGCGAGUUUUCUACAAGUUGAGUUGAGCCGGCAUCAUCAGCUACGAGGCCUUCCCAGAGC